Molecule: messenger RNA, 2615 nt
Organism: Erythranthe guttata (spotted monkey flower)
Lineage: Eukaryota; Viridiplantae; Streptophyta; Magnoliopsida; Lamiales; Phrymaceae
Product: U-box domain-containing protein 33
Biological process (GO): protein ubiquitination; protein phosphorylation
Molecular function (GO): protein kinase activity; ubiquitin-protein transferase activity; ATP binding
Source: RefSeq, a predicted model, not a curated record
UAAAAAACCAAAUUAAAUGAGCAGAACAACAAUUGUCCAAUUACUGUCUUCAUCAAAGUCAACUGAAAAGUCAAACCUUUAGACCUCAAGAAAAUUAAAAAUAAAAAUAAAUAAUAAUUGACCAAGAAACCUAAUUGACAAUCAUUCCGCGAAUCUUUCUUCAGUUAGUCUCCGGCGAACAGGUAAUUAGAAAAGGGUACGAUGAAAAAUUGGUCGGAGUAAUCAUUUUCCGUUGCCGGAUAAUCAAGAAAUGGCAGCCCUUCUAACCCACACUCACCGCCCGGCUGAAGAUUUGCCUUUUGGGUUCUCGCCGCCGCCGGAUUUCCGGCACGAUUCUGGCCGGGCGAUGACGAGGGCUGAGACCGGCGGAGGCAAAGUCCACGUGGCAGUUGGGAAGUCGGUGGAGAAGACGGUGGCGUUGCUGACGUGGACAUUCAGUAUGUUUCCAGGGCAGGAAAUCUGCUUGCUUCAUGUUCAUCGUCCUUGUCACCUCAUUCCAACUCUAUUAGGCAAAUUGCCAGCUAGUGGAGCAAAUCCAAAGAUGGUGGCAGCAUUUAGAAAUGAGGAGAGAGAAGAUACAAUGAAGCUGUUAUCUACUUACUUCAUCACUUGCACCAAAUCAAAGGUCAAAGCCAGCGUUAUUACAAUCGAAGCCGAUGAUGUUCAAAGAGGAAUCUUGAACUUAGUGAAUCGACAUGGUGUUAGAAAACUUGUUGUUGGAGCUAUCCCGGAUUUCAUGAAAGGGAAAAAGAGUUCAUGCAAGGCCUGCCUCGUUGCAAAAAUCGCUCCGUCUUACUGUGAAAUGUGGUUCGUCAACAAUGGGAAGCUGAUCUGGACAAGACAAGCUUCCGACGUGUUGAACGUUCAUCCGCUGAGCUGUCAAUUAGCUGCAGGCUCUUCAAAUUCUUGCCGAAAUCAGGUACAGGCAGAGGCAUUUCCGACCGACGUAAAUUUAGCCACCACUUUCUCAGAAUGUGUCGAAGCUACAUUUGAACUACUGAAUAACCAAAUUGCAAAAACGGCAGAAGUAAAAGGGAAAGUCGAUGAAUGGAAAAACGAAGCAUUUAAUAAGGUUAAAGCAUUGGAAACAGCUCAUGCUCGUGAAUUGAAACUGCGAAUAGAAGCUGAAAACGCACUUUGGAACACGAUUAACGAACAAGAAAAGAUCAUCAAAGAAAGGGAAGGAAUAACUGACAAGCUACAAAAGACCAGAGAGAGUAACUCUCUCCUGGAGAGGCGCACACAGGAAGCAAACCGUAGAUGCGAAGAAGUUUCCAGAGAAUUGAAGCUUAUUCAGUCUUCUAUUGCAGAGUUAAGGAAGGAGAAGCAGAAACUUAAGGGGGAAAAGAUGGAAGCUACGAGAUUGCUUGAUUGUGGGCCCGUUGGAGAUAUUUACGAAUUUCGCGAGUUCUCAUUGUCGGAUAUUGAGGGUGCUACGUGCAAUUUCUCCGAGAGUUUCAAGAUCGGAAAGGGUGGGUGUGGAAUUGUUUACAAGGGGGAAAUGUUCGACAAGACCGUUGCUAUAAAGAAGCUGCAUUCGUACGAUGUGCAAAGGCAAAUGGAGUUCCACAAAGUGGUGCAAGUACUAGGAAAACUACGCCACCCUAAUCUCGUGGAAUUAAUCGGAGUAUGUCAAGAAUCAUUAUUACUCAUUUACGAUUACAUGCCAUGUGGCAGCCUCCAUAACCACCUCUCCAGCAGAAAUGACGUUAACGCCCUCAGCUGGAAAACGAGAACCCGAAUUGUGGCCAACAUAGCAAGCGGCCUUCUGUUCUUACAUUCUUUCGGGCCUAAAAAGAUUGUACACGGAAACUUAAAACCCGAAAAUAUCCUUCUCGAUUCUCAAAACAGGUGUCGAAUAAGUGACUAUGUGGAUCAUAUGCUUAUAGACACAAGCCAAACCUUGCGCUGCCCUAGUUUUCGCCAUUUAUCUGGUGGAGCUUGCUUGUACGCAGAUCCGGAAUCUUCUAGAACCGGAGAAGUGAACCAAAAGUCCGAUAUUUAUUCGUUUGGGGUAAUAAUUCUGCAGCUUGUCACGGGAAGGAGUGAUGGAGGAUUAGUUGGUUAUGUGCGAAGGGUAUUCUCGAGCAGUGACGUGGCGGAUAUAUUAGAUUCAUCUGCUGGUGAUUGGUCGGUUUACGUGGGCCGUAGAUUAGUGGAGCUGGGAUUGCAGUGCUGUGAAUCCAACGGUCGAGAUAGGCCUGAGAUUACGCCAUCUCUUGUUAAGGAGCUUCAAUGUAUGCCUUUCUUGGAAGAGCAAACAGUCCCGUCUUUUUUCUUGUGCCCGAUUCUUCGUGAAAUAAUGCACGAUCCACAGGUGGCGGCAGACGGGUUCACGUACGAGGGAGAGGCCAUGCGUGGGUGGCUGGGAAACGGACAUGUAAAUUCUCCGAUGACGAAUUUGACGCUAAGUCACUUUGACUUAACUCCCAAUCAUUCAUUGAGGCUAGCUAUUAAAGAUUGGCUUGCGAAUCUUGAAAUCGACUCAUUUGAUUUUAGCAUGUAAAUAUUGUAGACGAUUUCGAGUGUAUAUAUAUAUAAUAUAGCAGCUUAAUACAUAUGUAGUCUGAACAAGAAUGAUUUGAUCUGUAAUAAAAUGAAAUAGCCGUUUCUAU